Molecule: messenger RNA, 1980 nt
Organism: Hemicordylus capensis (graceful crag lizard)
Lineage: Eukaryota; Metazoa; Chordata; Lepidosauria; Squamata; Cordylidae
Exons: 13
Coding region: 285-1736 (483 amino acids)
Source: RefSeq, a predicted model, not a curated record
GACGGCAAUCAAUCAAUCUGUUUAAGAAGAUAGAAGGGCUGCUGCUGGCCUGGGAGCUCAGCACGUCGGACUGACUAGGAGAGAGAGCGGGCUUGGGUGAUUUAGCCGUCGGGGAAGGCCCGUAGACCAGAGGAGGCGCGUCCUGGGACACCCGGAAGAAGCGGCUGAGCCACCAUUUCUCUUUCUCUUUUGGGGCGUGUUGGUUGCUGCCAGCAGCGCCCAGGCGAAGGGCUCAGAGGCAGGGAAGGGGCGGCGGGGAGCCCUCAGGCGCAGACUGUGCGGCCAUGCGGGGAGGCGGCGGCGGCGGGAGGCGACUGCAAGUGCCGCUGCUGCUUUCCGUCCUAAUGGUUUGCCUCCGUUGUCAGAAGAUAGUGCAAUCCAUUGAAGGAGAAGAUGUCAUUCUGUCCCCAAUAGUUAACGGCAGUCUAACUGAAAUUAUCUGGAAGAAAAAUGAUAAUAAGGUGGCUGAAUCAUGGCAAGAUGCACCCUUUUUCUUUUCGGAUUUGAAGGGCAGAGCAACGCUUAACCUCACUUCUGGCAAUCUGAUUAUCAAAAAAGUAUUGCAGAAAGAUCAUGGAAUAUACAAGGCGGAAGCCCUGGUUGGAGCAAAAUAUCAGCCCACAAUUGUGUCUCUGGAAGUAUUUGCACAUCUAGAAGAACCUGAGCUGAAUUGUAGCAUUAAGGAUGGUAAUAAUGUUAUCUGGGUUAAUUGUAUGCCAGUAAAACAGUAUCCUAUGCCACUGUCAUAUCAUUGGCAAUAUGACAGCACAGAGAAAAAUACCCUUCAUGGACAGUCUCUUGAACUUCAGACGGGCACAAACCUUCCUGAGAAUGUCACGUGCAUAAUUGUCAUCUCCAAGUCAACUGCAAACAAGUCUAUCAGUAUAAAGGGAUGUGGCCAAGGAGACUGUUGUUUUCAAGAGAGAAGAACGCAUACAGUCACUAUAGUGCUGCUGGUGGUGGUGGCAGUGCUAAUCAUUUUCGCAGUACUUGUUCUGUGGAAAAGAGGUUGUUUGAAAAACACCAGGAAACAGGAUCCAGAUGUAACUGAAACCCAGCCGCUUAAUUUAUGUGCAGAAGAUAACAAAGCAGGUGAGGAUCCUAGGACACCUCCAAAUCAAGAAAGAGAGCCAGUUAGUGAGCCUAAAUUAAGUUCACCAGAGAACUUGCCAGAAAAUAGAGAGGACGUGUCGGAGAGUACUGGGGCACCUCCAGCAGAAGAAGAAGUAAAGCUUUUUAAUAAAGAAAGUCCUGAAUCAGGCUUGACAGAUAACUUAGAAGAAAACAUUAGAGGUGUGGACGGAACGCGUUUGGCAGCUGCUGUUCAGGAUACCAGCGGGAACACUGCCAGUACAGCGGCUUUCAGUGCCAGCAGUUCCACUGGCAUAUUUGAGGGUCCAGAAGAAGGAGAACUUUCUAGUGGGCCAAGACCCAAAUUAGACUCGAAGGACUUGGAAGAAAAGAGGAAAGAAGGCAUAUCUGAGAGUCCAGAUGAAGGAGAACUUUCUACUGGGCGAAGACCCAAAUUAGACUCAGAGGACUUGGAAGAAAAGUGGAGAAAAGGCAUGUCUGAGGGUCCUGGGGCACCUCCAACAGAAAAAGAGAUAGAGUCUUUAACAAAGGAAAGGCCUGAAUCAGACACAUCUGAAGAUCCAUCUAAUGGGCCAAGAAAUGAAUUAGACUCAUCUGAGAAAUUUGUAGAAAGCAACAGUGAAGCUCCUACACGUGAAGGCUGAAAGAAGCCCAUGUCCGAACAAAGGAAAGAAUUCCAUUACUGGGAGAGCAGUAAUGUGGAACUCUACAGCACAGCACGUCCUUCGUGCUCCUGCUCUCUGCUUUUGUGUGUGGGUGAAUUCUUCAAGGAAGGAUGGAGAUGAUCUUGCCUUAUUGAGUGGAUUGUGCCUACAAUCUUUUGUAUGGAUUGACCCAGCGUUGCCCAUGUUCUCCUCCUCAAAUACAAGUAUUCACUUUUUGCACUGA